GUUGCGAGAGGCAGACACUGUGUGAGCAUUUAGGUCGACUUCUUCUUCGUUGCGAUAGCGCAGCCGCAGGCGAAAUCUCGUGUGCGAAAUUUGUUUCGAUUUUCGUGAACCGUACUAACAAGCGAAGGCAAGAAUCAAAAUCAUGUGACAUCAAUUCAGUUUCAAAACCAAACCUUAUGCGAUAGAAAAUGUCGACCAGGACCAGCAAGGGUGCGCCUGAUGCUGAUCAUGGGAGACAUUAAAAAACAAGAAGCUUCUAAACGAAGACCAUGGAGUCCGUAGUUGCGAUGAAGCUCGGUGGAAGACCCAGCUGUGGCAUUAUUGGUCUGGUCGCGUUUUUUGCUCCUUUGAUCGCACACGCGGAACAACAUCUGCGCGGACAUCAAGGCUUCGCGGAGGCAGAUGCAGCGCCGGCAGCAGCAGUUCCUGAACCCACAGAGGCGAAUGCUGGUGCUGCUACAACGAGCACCAGCAGCGGCGCACCCAGUUCCAGAGAUGACGAUCCCGGCGACGAUUCUCCAAGAAAAUAUGAUCUGAAGAAUAUUGGUAUAAUUUACAUUAUUUGCUUGCUUUUGCCGACCCGUACAACGAACUUUGGUUGCGAGCCUCUUCGAAUGUUCGUACAAGAGUAGAAUUAUUGGUGAAGCCGUCUAAAAAAUCCUACUCCAGGUUUGCGGGAAGAUGGCCUCAGCGACGCGGAGAUCGAGGCGAUGCAGACCAUCGUGGACCGAAGCGACGGCGACGUAGACGCCGCGACGGUGGCCUACGAGUCCGGGUGUGUCACCGCUUUUGUUGGGUUCGACGUCAACAAGGACACGUACGUGGACGGGAAUGAGUGUCCGUGUCUGUUCGAAAGUGCUGGUGACCACACGGCACUGACGGGGCAAGACCAAGAAGCAGUUACGUCUGGGCAUGACGGAGGACCGCAAGGGGAGCAACGACCGGAUUCUCCUUCAUCAACGGGGGUUGCAAGAAGUGCAACCACGUCGCACGACGCGGAGGACAUCCUCGGCUUCAUGCCGUUUUGUGUGGACCAGAUGUUGCGUCUGCAACAAGGAACGGCUGCGGAUGAAACGGGCGGGGCAUCUGUCGAAGUCGGUGUCACCGCUACCGGACAAACACGGAUCAGCACUUCCACGGAAAGGGGGGACAGGGUGGGGAAUGUCAACAUUUGCAAGUGGUGCCCCAAGUGAUGAGAUCACAGGGUUGAUCUUGAUUUAUCUGCUUUCAGAUGCAGUUUUUUAUUGAGAGUUUUUGAUUUACUUAGUUUCGUCAAUGACUUGGCUUCGUACUCUUGCUGUAGCACCGUCAAACAAGAACACGCUCAAGCAGUGCCCACAAGAAGGUCAAGUGCAUGCUCAUCUUGAUCUUGCAGCUGAAAUCAAAUUACUGGAGCCGAUGGUAAGAACUACUACAACUCCUGCAGUCUUCAAUGAUUGCUCCUGUUUUAU
Molecule: messenger RNA, 1451 nt
Organism: Amoebophrya sp. A120
Lineage: Eukaryota; Dinophyceae; Syndiniales; Amoebophryaceae
Source: the annotation of a GenBank genome assembly